This is a messenger RNA of Adineta steineri, 1665 nucleotides long. The record is from the annotation of a GenBank genome assembly. NCBI's taxonomy places the organism in Eukaryota, Metazoa, Rotifera, Eurotatoria, Adinetida, Adinetidae.
AUGAAUAUUCCGAAUAAUAAUCAUUCAAAUAUAUUCAAUUUGCCCAACGAAAUAUUAUUUAUUAUUGUCAAGAAAUUAAAUAUUAGUGAUGUGAUUUAUUCACUUAUGGAUAUUAAUGAACGAUUUGUUCAAUUACUAUUUGAUCCUUUUUAUAUUCAAAAUCUUAAUCUUACGCUUAUGACUAUGAAGUCAUUUUAUCAACGUACAUUUUCUUUACAUAAACAAGUUCUGUCAAAUAUUUGUAGAAACAUUUUACCAAAAAUUCAUGAUCAAGUUAAACAACUUGUUAUUGAACAACAUUCGAUAGAACGUAUCCUUACUCACAAUUAUUCUCAACUUUAUUCAUUGUCACUUGUUAAUUUUGAAGAAGAAAUACUCUUUCGAUAUCUAACAGAUUAUUCAGCUCUUCGUGAUCUUCUUAGACAUCAAAUCACACAUCUAAAUGUUGAUAUUCAGAGUGAUGAAAUACCAAAAUUAUUAUCUGAAAUUUCAUCACAUAUAUUUACAUUGAUUUUGUUUCGAUGUCGACGAUUAAUCAAGUUGAAUUUUUGUCAAGUAUUUUCGUAUCGAAACUCAUUUAUUUCGAUUUAUAAUUUACCCAAAACAAGUUGUACAUGUUCAACUUUAAUCGAAUUAAAAAUAAAUGUUGCAUCGUUUAAUGAUUGUCUUUUUCUUCUUGAUGGACUUUUCGAUUCCUUAACAAAACUAACUAUUAAUGUGAAGAAAAUCAAAUAUGAACUUAAAACAAAUAACAAGACAAAACUUCCCAAGUUGAAAUACUUUUCAUUAGCUUCAAUUAAUUUGACGCGUGAUUUUGAUGAGUACAUUAUUCCAUUACUUCGUCGAAUGAUAAAUCUUGAAGAACUAACAUUAUUUCUAACAGUGAUAAGGACUGACUCAACUUUUAUUGAUGGUACUGAAUUAUAUGAUGAAGUACUUGUUCACAUGUCACAGCUGAGCAAAUUUGUUUUCAGUAUCAAUACAGGUGUUUUUAUUGUGAAUAAUGAAAUAGAUGAACCAUUAAAUGAAGACAUUCAAAAUAGUUUCAUUGGAAAAGAAUAUGGACGAGUUGGUUCAUAUGUACAUUUUGAACCAAGAAAGCCAACAAAUAGAAUCAUCGAUUUCGAAGAAGCAAAGGCUGUGGUCAAAUCUCAUAUAUACUCACUUCCAUAUCAAUUCAAAAGUUUUCUUCAUCUCAACAAUUCUUUUCAAGGUGGCAUGUUUGUUAAUGUUGGAUGCUUAACAAUGACUGAUUCAUUUCCUUUUGAACAUGAAUUUUUCAAAACUAUUUCUGUUAGUUUUCCUUUUAUAAAAAACUUGACGAUAUGCAAUUUGGAACCACAAAAAAAGAAGCAACAUUCUUCGACAUUGAUUAGUUUUCCUCAUCUUAAUCUUCUCAAUCUUAUUGACGCACAUGAUGAUUAUGCUGAACAGUUUCUUGUCGAUACGAAGACUCAUUUACCUUGUUUGUUGGAGCUCUGUAUCACAUAUGAAUCACUCGAAAUUGUAACAAGCAACUUCACAAAUGAUGCAACACGACUUUAUUGUUCUAAACUAAAAGGACUUCAUACAGAUAAGCCGUUUGUUCGACCAGAGCAUUUUGAUGAAUAUUUUCGUUUAUUAUUGAACAUAUCGAAAUUUUGUCGGAAUUUUUUUCUUGAAUAA